Manduca sexta (tobacco hornworm) is the source of this 2626-nucleotide messenger RNA. RefSeq names its product EF-hand domain-containing protein 1. Gene Ontology annotation, cellular component: mitotic spindle; axoneme. Gene Ontology annotation, biological process: cilium-dependent cell motility; mitotic spindle organization; mitotic cytokinesis. The transcript is spliced from 16 exons. The record is from RefSeq and is a predicted model, not a curated record. The coding region runs from base 94 to 2547 and encodes 817 amino acids. Lineage: Eukaryota; Metazoa; Arthropoda; Insecta; Lepidoptera; Sphingidae. Gene Ontology annotation, molecular function: alpha-tubulin binding.
AACGUGUGCUGUGAUAUUUUGUUUGCUAGUUUGUUUUUUUAAUCGUAUUUGUUAGUUCAAGCUUAUAAAGGUUUUUACGUUAUAUUAGAAAAUAUGGCUUGGGGUCUUCCGAAACUUCCGGGUCUGACGUUCUCUGACCCUACUAAGACUCAGUACCAUAUAAGAAGUUCUUUGCGUUACUAUCAAGGACAUAGGUUCCCCGACACUCUUAUCCGGGGUCCUGGAGGCACUGCUACUGAUGUCGACAGCAACGCUUUUGCACUCCCUGACGAUUCAGUUAAUUAUGAUCCCUCCUUAACUUACGGGCGAGUGAAGCAGCCAGCCCUGCCCGCCGUGGUCCCCCAUUGGGUCCACUACGACAAACGUUGCCUUAACUUCACCGCCUUCUUCAAACAGCCAGUGUACGACAACCCUGACGAGAGCUUCCGAGUGCGAGUUGUAAACAUCGUGUACUUUCUCGAAGAUGAUACUCUCACCGUAAUGGAACCGCGAGUCAAGAAUUCCGGCUUGUGGCAAGGCAGAAUGGUGAAAAGAGGUAAAAUACCUAAAAACGACCUCGGCGAAUACUGGCAUUGGAAAGACUUGGAUGUUGGAAAAGAUAUUUGCAUAUAUGGGAAAGUAUUCCACACGGUGUCAUGCGAUCUUUUUACCAAGGAGUGGCUGGAGUCUCAAGGAGUUGAACUGUCAAAAGAAGAAGACUUGCCAAUAGAUGCGUACGCAGAAAAAGAGCGAUGGAAAGCGACUCAUCCACCGAGACGAACUAAAGGACACGACGACCCAUUGAGACGAUUCCUUGAAUACGACGGGAAAGUUCUCGCGUUUGACGUGGUAUGGGACGACAGAGAAUCUGAGAACGGUGAGUUGGCCAACUACAAGCUACUCUACUUCCUGCAGGAUGACACAAUUGCUAUAAAGGAGCUCCAUGAUGGGAAAGGCGGCAAAGAUCCCUUUCCUUUACUGCUAAAGAAAACAAAACUCCCAAAAAAAUGGAAGGAAAAGCCUGUGUCAUUUCCGUCUACGGUCUUGGAGGUGACAGAAGACGAGGUCACCGAAUAUUAUUCACCGAGAGAUCUCAUUGUGGGCGAAACUGUAUUCGUUUUUGGCCGUCGGUUUCUUCUCUGCAACUGCGACAAUUUCACUCGGAAAUAUUACAAAUGUAUGUUAAACAUCGAUCAGCCACCUCGGGUGGAAAUUCGUCAAAAAGAAAGAAAAGAAUUUGCAAAGUCUUUCCCGCCACACAUCGGUAUCGGCGCACCCGAAGAUACAUUGCAAUCCUGCUUCGGGCUUAUGCCUAAACCACCUCACAAAGAUGUCAUCAAGUACAACCUAAACGCGAAUAAGUAUCUUCGCUACUUGUGCGAAUUAGACUGGAUACAUCCAGAGGAUCAGGGGAGAAAGUUCGUCUUGUCGUACAGUCUGGCUGACGGAACAAUCAAGAUAGGUGAAAUACCUCGGAGAAACUCGGGCAUCAAGGAAGGAAAGUUCCUUAAAGCAAUGCUCUUGCAGACUCCAGAGUCUGACCCGAAUUUUCCAACCUACUUCACGCCUGAUCGAUUUUACAUUGGAGCCAUAGUGCCGGUAUUCAAGCACCGGUUCAAGAUAAUCGGGUGCGAUCUAUUCGUGUACCGAUACAUGAGCGCCAACCCUGAAAAGUUCCCUCAGGAAGUGAUCGAUAAUGUACGCAACUAUCACAUGCGGGAGGGCAACUUGAAGGACGAACUUGAGAUGGCCGUCCGUGAGGAACAAGCGGCAGAGACUCGCGCGCAGCUGGCGAAGAUCGGGCAAGCGGCGGUGGCCGAGCCGAGUGCUAUGGAGAGGUGUUUGACAGCGCUCGACGUAGUAGAAGGAAGCGCCUCGCCACCGCGUCCGGCCACCCCGCCUGCCACCACUGAUCGCAUCUCCUACGACGACACCCUGAGGGUCACACGGCAAAGUAAACCGACAUGCGAUGAGGUCUUGCCUCUAAAAGGCAUUCUCAAGUCCGGCUUGGCUCGGGACGAUCACCAGAAAGUGGUGUGUUUCACUGGACCGGCCGGCGACGAACACCGCGAGGCGAAGUCCAAGGCCGUGACAUACCCGCCCGGGCAGCAGCCACACUUCGUCGAAGAUGAAUAUUUCUGUGAAAGAUAUAAAGACCCGGAUGCAACAGAACGCGCGGAACGUCGUUCUCACGACAUCUGUCCAUACGAGGUCAUACCGAAGCAGGCGAUUGACACCGGUGUUGGCGCCGCAAAGACAGACAAGGAGCUCCCCGGCUACCUCGGCACCUACGGAGUGGAUUGCAAAGAAGUGCCAGACUUUAUGCGGCUAUCACCAGACGCGUACGAUCGCGUGAAGAAACUCCGUAGAGAUGUUCCCGAGAUUUCUCCGGCAGCUGCGCGCGUCGCCGACCAGCCUCGUGAGCCCAUACUGCCCGUGGAGGCCUGUCUCGAAGCCCCCGCCGAAGCCACCGAGCCCUGCGCCCCGCGUCAGGAAGAAGACGUGUCGUUCGCGUGCCCUCACCCCGAGCCACGCUUGCCGUGCUGCGAUCCGGACAGAAAGGAGUAAUGUGCUUACAUUAUUGACUAGAAAACUGUUUUUAAAGCAGAACUUUUUUGCGUGUGUCAAAUAUACAUUGGUAGAAAAA